Molecule: messenger RNA, 5871 nt
Organism: Lampris incognitus (smalleye Pacific opah)
Lineage: Eukaryota; Metazoa; Chordata; Actinopteri; Lampriformes; Lampridae
Gene: scn8aa
Product: sodium channel, voltage gated, type VIII, alpha subunit a
Exons: 26
Coding region: 1-5871 (1956 amino acids)
Biological process (GO): membrane depolarization during action potential; sodium ion transmembrane transport; neuronal action potential
Cellular component (GO): voltage-gated sodium channel complex; plasma membrane; axon
Molecular function (GO): voltage-gated sodium channel activity
Source: RefSeq, a predicted model, not a curated record
AUGGCUGCACCCCUUCUUGCACCGCCAGGACCUGACAGCUUCAAGAAGUUUACUGUGGAAUCUUUGGCGGCCCUUGAGCAGCGCAUCAACGAGGAGAAGAACAAGAAGCCGCCGAAGCAGGACAGCAGUUACCGCGAUGAUGACGACGAUAACAAACCCAAGCCUAACAGCGACCUGGAGGCUGGAAAAAGCUUGCCCUACAUCUACGGGGACAUCCCUCGAGGAAUGGUGGCGGUACCACUGGAGGACCUGGACCCCUACUACCUGAGCACUCAGAAAACAUUUAUAGUGAUAAAUAAAGGGAAGACAAUCUUCCGCUUUAGUGCCACACCUGCCUUGUACUUCAUAAGUCCUUUUAAUCUGGCUAGGCGAAUAGCUAUUAAAAUUUUGAUACAUUCUCUUUUCAGCAUGAUCAUUAUGUGUACAAUUUUGACCAACUGUAUAUUCAUGACGUUUAGUGAUCCUCCCGAAUGGUCAAAACAAGUAGAGUACACGUUCACGGGGAUUUACACUUUUGAAUCGCUUGUUAAAAUCUGCGCACGAGGAUUCUGUAUAGAUGGGUUCACGUUCCUUAGAGACCCGUGGAACUGGCUGGAUUUCAUGGUCAUUUCUAUGGCGUAUAUAACAGAGUUUGUAAACCUAGGCAAUGUCUCAGCUCUGCGCACGUUCAGGGUGUUGAGGGCAUUGAAAACUAUUUCUGUAAUUCCAGGCCUGAAGACCAUUGUGGGCGCCUUGAUCCAGUCGGUGAAGAAGCUAUCGGAUGUGAUGAUCCUGACCGUCUUCUGCCUGAGUGUCUUUGCCCUCAUCGGCCUCCAGCUCUUCAUGGGCAACCUGCGGCACAAGUGUGUGAUCUGGCCCAUCAACGCCACUGAGAAUUACCUGGCCAACGGCAGCAAGGGCUUUGACUGGAACGAGUACAUCAUGAAUGACACCAAUUUCUACUUCCUACCUGGCCAACUGGAUGCUCUUCUUUGUGGGAACAGCUCAGACUCUGGCCGCUGCCCAGAGGGCUAUACAUGCAUGAAAGCUGGGAGGAAUCCAAACUAUGGCUACACCAGCUUUGACAGCUUCGGCUGGGCCUUCCUGGCUCUCUUCCGUCUCAUGACACAGGACUUCUGGGAAAACCUCUACAUGCUGACGCUGAGGGCAGCGGGGAAGACCUACAUGAUCUUCUUUGUUCUGGUGAUCUUCGUGGGCUCCUUCUACCUGGUGAAUCUGAUCCUGGCUGUGGUGGCCAUGGCCUACGAGGAGCAAAACCAGGCUACCAUGGAGGAAGCUAUCCAGAAGGAGGAGGAGUUCAAGGCCAUGCUGGAGCAGCUCAAGAAGCAGCAGGAGGAAGCCCAGACUGCUGCCAUGGCGACCUCUGCAGGCACGGUGUCAGAGGAUGCGGUGGAGGACGACGGAGGCGGCCACUUGUCCUGCAGCUCCUCUGAGAUGUCCAAACUGAGCUCUAAGAGUGCCAAAGAGCGUCGUAACCGAAAGAAGAAGUGGCGUCAGAAAGAGCAGGAGAAGGAGAAAGGGGACAGCGAGAAGUUCGUCAAGUCUGAGUCGGAUGACGGCAGCAAAAGGAGCCGCUUCCGUUUCCCUGACAACCGCCUGGGCCGAAAGUCUUCCAUCAUGAACCAGUCUCUUCUCAGUAUCCCAGGCUCCCCCUUCCUCUCCCGCCACAACAGCAAGAGCAGCAUUUUCAGCUUCAAGGGCCGCAGCAAGGAUGUGGGCUCGGAGAAUGAGUUUGCCGACGAUGAACACAGCACGGUGGAGGAGUGUGAGGAGCGUCGUGGCUCCCUGUUCAGCCCUUACCGGCGGAGCAGCUACAGCGGUUACCACGGCAAGAGGAACAGCACGGUGGACUGCAACGGCGUGGUGUCACUGAUUGGCCCUGGGCCCGGUGGACGCCUUCUGCCUGAGCCCACUACUGAGGUUGAGGUGAAGAAGAAGCUGUCGGGCUCCCUGAUGGUGUCUGUGGACCAGCUCAAUACCUCCUUUGGGCGGAAAGAGCGGGCCAACAGUGUCAUGAGCGUCAUUACCAACACACUAGUGGAGGAAUUGGAGGAGUCUCAGCGCAAGUGUCCGCCAUGCUGGUAUAAGUUUUCUAACACAUUCCUGAUCUGGGAGUGCUCCCCUAUGUGGCUGAAGAUCAAGGAGAUUGUCAACCUGAUUGUCAUGGACCCCUUCGUGGACUUGGCCAUCACCAUCUGUAUUGUCCUCAACACCCUAUUCAUGGCCAUGGAACACUACCCCAUGACCCCCCAAUUUGAACAUGUGCUGUCAGUUGGAAAUCUGGUGUUCACGGGGAUCUUUGCGGUGGAGAUGUUUGCCAAGCUGGUUGCCAUGGAUCCGUAUUAUUACUUCCAGGAAGGCUGGAACUGUUUUGAUGGUUUCAUUGUCACACUGAGUUUAGUGGAGCUGGCUCUGGCCGACGUGGAGGGCCUGUCUGUUCUGCGGUCAUUCCGAUUGCUGAGAGUGUUCAAGUUGGCCAAGUCCUGGCCCACCCUCAACAUGCUGAUCAAGAUCAUCGGUAACUCGGUGGGAGCUCUCGGGAACCUGACUCUGGUGUUGGCCAUUAUCGUCUUCAUCUUUGCCGUAGUGGGCAUGCAGCUGUUUGGCAAGAGCUACAAGGACUGUGUGUGUAAGAUUGCCCAAGAUUGCGAGCUGCCUCGCUGGCACAUGAAUGACUUCUUCCAUUCCUUCCUGAUUGUGUUUCGGGUGCUGUGCGGUGAGUGGAUCGAGACCAUGUGGGACUGCAUGGAGGUGGCGGGCCAGGCCAUGUGCCUCAUUGUCUUUAUGAUGGUCAUGGUCAUUGGUAACCUAGUGGUGCUGAACCUGUUCCUUGCCUUGCUGCUGAGCUCAUUUAGCGCUGACAACUUGGCCGCAACAGAUGACGACGGUGAACCCAACAACCUGCAGAUCUCGGUCAUGCGCAUCAAGAAAGGCAUCGCCUGGAUCAAGGCCAAGGUGCGGCUGCUGGUGGCCAGCCUGAUGAAGAAGCCACCUGUGGAAGAUGAACAGAAGCCCCUGGAUGACAUGUACGACAAGAAGCUCAACUGCAUCGCUAACCACACCGGCGUGGACAUCAACCGCGACCUGGACUAUGUCAAAAAUGGUAAUGGCACCACCAGCGGCAUUGGGAGCAGCGUGGGCAAGUAUAUGAUCGAUGAGGACCACAUGUCUUUCAUCCACAACCCCAACCUGACUGUCUGCGUGCCCAUAGCUGUUGGAGAGUCAGACUUUGAGAACCUAAACACGGAGGAUUUCAGCAGCGAGUCGGAUAAUGAGAACAGCAAAGAGCUGGAUGACACCAGUUCGUCUGAGGGCAGCACCAUAGACAUCAAGCCAGAUGUAGAGGAGGUGAUUGUGGUGGAGACGGUGGAGGAAUACUUGGACCCAGAUGCCUGUUGGACAGAUGCUUGUGUGGCCAAGUACAAGUGCUGCGACGUGCCCAUCACUCACGGCUGGGGGAAGAGCUGGUGGUUCCUAAGAAAGACCUGUUAUCUGAUCGUGGAGCACAACUGGUUUGAGACUCUGAUCAUCUUCAUGAUUCUCCUUAGUAGCGGCGCCCUGGCCUUUGAGGAUGUGUACAUUGAGCAGAGGAAGACCAUCCGGAUCAUUUUGGAAUACGCUGACAGGGUUUUCACCUAUAUCUUCAUCUUGGAGAUGUUGCUGAAAUGGGUGGCCUAUGGUUUUGUCAAGUAUUUCACCAACGCCUGGUGUUGGCUGGACUUCUUCAUUGUGGAUGUGUCUAUAGUCAGCCUUGUAGCUAAUGCGCUGGGCUACUCCGAUCUAGGGCCCAUUAAAUCACUCAGGACACUAAGGGCCUUGAGACCCCUCAGAGCCUUGUCACGUUUUGAAGGGAUGAGGGUGGUAGUCAACGCCUUGGUGGGUGCCAUCCCUUCCAUUAUGAAUGUGUUGCUGGUUUGCCUCAUCUUUUGGCUGAUUUUCAGUAUCAUGGGGGUCAACCUGUUUGCGGGCAAGUACUACUACUGUUUCAACGAGACGUCAGAGGCGUACUUUGAAGUGAACGUGGUCAACAACAAGACUGAGUGCUUUGCCCUCAUUAACCAAAACUUUACGGAGGUCAGGUGGAAGAAUGUCAAGAUCAAUUUUGACAAUGUGGGUGCCGGCUACCUGGCCCUGCUACAAGUGGCUACUUUCAAAGGCUGGAUGGACAUUAUGUAUGCGGCUGUGGAUUCCAGACAGGUGGAAGACCAGCCAAUCUAUGAAGACAACAUCUACAUGUACAUCUACUUUGUGAUUUUCAUUAUCUUCGGCUCCUUCUUUACCCUCAACCUCUUCAUUGGUGUGAUCAUUGAUAACUUCAACCAGCAGAAGAAAAAGUUUGGGGGUCAGGAUAUCUUCAUGACAGAGGAACAAAAGAAAUACUACAAUGCCAUGAAAAAACUGGGUUCCAAAAAGCCACAAAAACCGAUUCCUCGGCCACAGAACAAGAUCCAGGGAAUGGUGUUUGACUUUGUGACACAACAGGUCUUUGACAUCUCCAUCAUGAUCCUCAUCUGCCUAAACAUGGUCACCAUGAUGGUGGAGACAGACGAUCAGUCUGAUGAGACGGAGAAUGUGCUUUACUGGGUCAACUUUAUCUUUAUUGUGGUCUUCACCACCGAGUUUGUGCUGAAGCUCUUUGCCCUGCGCCAUUACUACUUCACCAAUGGCUGGAACAUCUUUGAUGUGGUGGUGGUCAUUCUGUCUAUUGUGGGUAUGUUCCUGGCUGACAUUAUUGAGAAAUACUUUGUGUCACCGACCCUGUUCAGGGUGAUCAGGUUAGCCCGUAUUGGUCGUAUCCUCCGUCUGAUCAAAGGAGCUAAGGGAAUCCGCACUUUACUCUUUGCGCUGAUGAUGUCACUGCCAGCCCUCUUCAACAUUGGCCUACUGCUCUUCCUGGUCAUGUUCAUCUUCUCCAUCUUUGGCAUGUCUAACUUUGGCUACGUAAAACAUGGAGCAGGCAUAGAUGACUUGUACAACUUUGAGACCUUCGGAAACAGUAUGAUAUGCCUGUUCAUGAUCACCACAUCAGCUGGCUGGGAUGGCCUGCUGCUGCCCAUCCUCAACUAUCCUCCAGACUGCAACCCCCAACUGGAGAACCCUGGCACGACGGUGAAGGGCGACUGUGGAAACCCCUCAGUGGGCAUCUUUUUCUUUGUCAUGUACAUCAUCAUCUCUUUCCUCAUUGUAGUAAACAUGUACAUCGCCAUCAUCCUGGAGAACUUCAGUGUGGCCACAGAAGAGAGUGCCGACCCGCUCAGUGAGGAUGACUUUGAGACCUUCUACGAGAUCUGGGAGAAGUUUGACCCCACAGCUUCCCAGUUCAUCACCUUCGCCAAACUGUCCGACUUUGCCGACACGCUGGAGCACCCACUUCGUGUGCCUAAACCCAACACCAUCGAGCUCAUCGCCAUGGAUAUGCCCAUGGUGAGCGGAGAUCGUAUUCACUGCCUGGACAUUCUGUUUGCUUUCACCAAACGUGUGCUGGGUGACAGCGGUGAGCUGGAUAUGUUGCGGCAGCAGAUGGAGGAGCGUUUUGUGGCGGCCAACCCCUCCAAGGUGUCGUAUGAACCUAUUACCACAACCCUCCGCCGCAGGCAGGAAGACGUUUCUGCCCGGAUCAUCCAGAACGCCUACCGUGCUCACCUCAUUCGGCGUGGUAUCAUCUUCAAACGUCAGACUUUCACCAACAAUAAGCUUGAGAACGGCGGGACCAACCAAGAGAAGAAAGAGAGCACCCCCUCGACAGCCUCUCUUCCAUCGUAUGACAGCGUGACCAAACCUGACAAGGAGAAGCAAGACGAGAAUGAGGAAAAGAGUGGAAGGAAAGAGAAGGACAGAAAUCACAAAGAUGAGCGGGAAUCUAAGUGUUAG